CGCUUGCGUGAUUUCACGUGACCGCCGGCAGACCCGCUGUUUUCUCCGGGGACCGCGAUAUCAAACCACGAUGCCACGAUGACGGGACUUGUCUUUAUGCAAGCAUCGAGAGCGGCCAUCUGCACGACAUCCGGGCCCGAGAUCACCAUCCCCAUCUCUGAAAAUGGCCCCUCUAGCUGUCCUCCGCGCCUCAGCCGCCGCCGCGCCACGCAUCUCCGCUGUGGCCCUCCGGGCCACUGUCCGGGGCUAUGCCACCUCGACUCCGGCCAAGGCUCACCACCGGGUCGUCAUUGUCGGCGGCGGCAGUGCCGGCGUGACGGCGGCCGCACAGCUGCGUAGGCUGCCGCAGCUUGCCGGGCUUGACGUGGCCAUCAUCGACCCGGCCACGACACACCACUACCAGCCCGGCUGGACCCUUGUCGGGGCCGGGCUCAAGCCCCUCGACGACAUGAGCCGGCCCUUCGAUGCCGUUGUGCCCGCCGGCGUCAGGCACUACCCGCUCCGGGCGUCCGCCUUCGACCCCUCCAACAACGUCGUCAAGACCUCCGAGGGCGUCGACGUGUCGUACGACUACCUCAUCGUCACGCCGGGCCUCGAGACCAACUUUGCCGGCGUGUCGGGCCUGACCGAGGCCCUCGCCGACCCGGCCAGCCAGGUGUCGUCCAUCUACUCGCAAAACACGGUCGAGCAGGUCUGGCGCAACAUCCAGGCCUUCAAGAAGGGCAACGCCAUCUUCACCCAGCCCGCCGGCAUCAUCAAGUGCGCCGGCGCCCCGCAGAAGAUCCUGUGGAUGGCCCUCUCCCAGUGGCAGCGCGACGGCGUCCGCGAGCACAUCAAGCCCACCUUUGCCACGGGGGCCCCCGCCAUGUUCGCCGUGCCCAAGUACUCGCAGGCGCUCGAGGAGCUGCGCCGGGACCGUGGCGUCGAGGGCCUGUUCCAGCACAACCUCGUCUCCGUCGACGCCAAGGCCAAGGUCGCCACCUUCAAGGACCUGGCCAACGGCGGCAAGGAGGUCCAGCGCGAGUACGGCUUCCUGCAUGUCGUCCCGCCGCAGAAGGCCUUCAGCUGGGUUGCCAAGUCCCCCCUCGCCGACGCAGCCGGCUGGGUCGACGUCGACAAGUCGACCACCCAGCACACAAAGUACCCCAACGUCUUCUCCAUCGGCGACGCGUCCAGCCUGCCCAACAGCAAGACGGCCGCCGCCAUCACCGCGCAGCUGCCCGUCAUGGUGGACAACCUCGUCGCCACCAUGAACGGCGCCAAGCCCGAGGAGCUCAAGGCCGCGUACGACGGGUACGCCAGCUGCCCCUUGCUCACGGGCCACAACGAGCUCAUGCUCUGCGAGUUCAAGUACGGUGGCGUGCCCAAGGAGACGUUCGAGGGCAUCGUCGGCGGCCAGGAGGUGCCCAACCGGGCCUUCUACCACCUCAAGAAGGAUUUCUUUGUGAGUGUCCAUUAUUAGGCUUAGUCUCGCCUUGUCUCCUUCCGCUAUUAACCCUGACACCCCCCCCCUCCUUUUGCGCACUUGCUGACAUUUCAAUUUCGCAAUCCAGCCUUGGGUCUACUGGAACCACUA
Molecule: messenger RNA, 1576 nt
Organism: Microdochium trichocladiopsis
Lineage: Eukaryota; Fungi; Ascomycota; Sordariomycetes; Xylariales; Microdochiaceae
Product: FAD/NAD(P)-binding domain-containing protein
Exons: 2
Coding region: 164-1462 (432 amino acids)
Cellular component (GO): mitochondrion
Molecular function (GO): FAD binding; sulfide:quinone oxidoreductase activity
Source: RefSeq, a predicted model, not a curated record